This is a messenger RNA of Schistosoma margrebowiei, 605 nucleotides long. Lineage: Eukaryota; Metazoa; Platyhelminthes; Trematoda; Strigeidida; Schistosomatidae. The record is from the annotation of a GenBank genome assembly.
AUGUCGAUUUCUUUAGAACAGUUGCGGUUAAUAUUACAGCACCAGCAGAAGAUGUUGGCCUUGCAACAACAGGUAUUUGAAACAGUUUUGGGCAGACUUUGCAUUCAAGCAGAAAACAAGAAAUCUAUUUAUCAUGCAGAUAAUGGUGCAGAAAUGGACAUUUCAGAAGCAUAUCCUGUGCAGGGUUCAAAUCCCUUUAUACCUGAAUCAGAACGUAAUAUUUGUAACGUGUCCGGCUCAGAACAAGAAAAUACUGUGCUGAAUGCUCAUGAAGUUGUGACAAUACCAGAUGAUCAGGAGCCAGACCCUGUAGAUGAAGCCCGGAGUCCAGAAUUGAAUGAAGCACUACUGGUCCUGUCUAGCUCUGAAAAUGAAUUUCAGCUAGAACAAAAUUAUGGUCCACGUGAUAUUAGCCGAGAAAGCUAUGGGGACUCGUAUUCAGAAAAUAACUGCAGUGACACGAUGAACCCAAUUAUACCGAAUGUUACUCAAAAUCAUUGUGAGACAGAAAUUUAUAUUGAAUCAGCUUAUCCGAUAUCUAAUGACAAGGUAGCAGAUAUGGGUUCUCAGAAUAAUGCAUGUAAUUUUGAUGAAAUUUUUUAUAA